CUCCGCCUCACUCCACCUCUGCACGGUGCAACAGCAGCAGCAGCAGCAGCAGCAAGAGCCGAGAACAGCCUGCAGCAGCGACACAGCCUCCUGGUUAUUGACCUGUCGCAUGUGGGAUACCUGAAGACAGGAGGAUAUCUGCGGGAAAUAGAAGAGCAGCUACGACACAGUUGUGUUGUUAAAUUAUUUUGUCUUUUUUUGGAGGGCUUUUGUGUUGCCAGGGAAGAGAAAGUCCGAGCAGCCAUGACGCUUCAUCCGGUAUCUUCCACAUCACUCAACAGCCACUUCUGACGAACCUGAUUUAGCAAACCAAAGAUGUCAGCGUGCAGCGACUUUGCAGAACACGUGUGGAAACCCGGCUCUUGUAAGAACUGCUUCCACCCGCUGAGUGCGCACCACAAGACUGUCGGCGGCCUGGAUGGCAGUGUGCCAGCUGCUUGUUUGAAGAGCAUCCUGGGAGGCGAUGAAGAAACUGGAGUAACAUCGCCUUCACCCUACAGCAAGCCAACCAUCGCUGUCAAACCAACUAUGAUGAGCCUCGACACCAACGAGUCUUUGAUUGAUGUCAACAUGAACAUAGAUCAGGAGAACACGAAGAGCCCAGUUGAGCGUUUGGGCCUGAGGAAGCUCCUAGACCUGUCGUCUCUCUACAUUGAUAGUAACGGCUGCAACAAGGCCCAUAGGGAUGCAGUUCUUCAGAGUCCUGAAACAAAGAAGGACUAUAACAACUGCAUUUCCCUGGAUUCUUUAUCGCCCAGUCACCUGCCUAAAGACUCGAUGAUCAUCAGCAACAUCUUUGUCACCCAGGAGGAGGGUAGAGGCUCUCCGUGUUUGAAGAAUGCUAAUGGAGACACUUGUAGGCAGCAGAAUACAACCACCACUAGAACCAAGAGCACUUAUAAUGGAAUUAGUGUGACUACCAGGGCAAAUCUUCAGGACACUGACCAGGCAUCUGUGGAGAUACCUUUUUCUCUGGAUAUUGUCCCUUCCAGUGGUCCUAGCAACAGUAUCAGCAGUGAGAGUACUGCUUCCGUUACUGCUAAGAUAUCAAGCACUUCUACCCCUUUCCUCGCCAAAGCCUUAAGUGUGGACACCAUUUGCCAUAACCCCCCACUAUCCCUCCACUCUCUUCCCGCCCUGUCUGGACAAACCAGUCUAUCGGACUCCUCUUCUUCCUAUCGUAGUAGUACAGAUUCAGUCCGGUCAGGGAGCCCACCUGCAAUGGGAGGCUCAGAGUCAGAUCCCAACUCUCCUAAUGACUCAGAACCCAUUUAUGCUGAGAGCACCAAGAAAAAGCGCAGGCCGCAAGAAAAUGGGGUACAAUCCAAUCCUGUGUCCCCAAACCAGACUAAGAACUUAUCCCAGGGCUCUGAGCUUUUGGGAGAGAGUCAACGGGCCACCAUCACUGUAAUGGCAACUCACACAGAGGAGAACAACAGGACUUUCUUCCUGAGCAGUCCAGAUUCAGCCAUUAGCACCCAAUGCCACUUCAGCCCCACAGCACGCAAAGACCCCACUAGCCCGGCCUUUCGUUGGCCCAGCCCCAGCCACAGCUCACCUUCUUUGCUCACAGAAGCCAGCCUUACCCCAACUUUCUACCCCAAGCCUCAGUCCAGCCCACCCAUUCCCCCGAAAAGGACCAGCCGUUCCCCAAAACUAGGCGCCUCCAGCCUCUCGCCGUCCAUCUCGUCUCCAGUCCCUCUUCCUGAUCUCCCCAGAUUAAGCACUUCCAGCCUCUCGCCGUCCUUCUCGUCUCCGGUCCCUCUCCCUGAACUCCCCAUGCUUUUCCUAGUUUCUGCUCGAGAGGGCCACUUCAAGGUCCACACGGAGAACCACAGUUCAGCAUCGUCCGAACGCUGGCACAAGCCGCCCCACCACCACAGUUCUGGCUGGAACUGCCGCAUUGAGGAAGAAGAGGAGGAGGAUGAGAGGGAGCGGAAAGAGGGGGUGAAGAAGAAGUUGGCACCUAACCCAGGGACAGCAUCUCGGGUGACGGGCCUGGUCAAUGGUGCCGCUGUCUGGAAGGAUGCCAGGGACUGCAAGGCCCACAGCAGCCCCCCUUCGGUGACAGAGCCAGGCACGGCCCCCCCAGCUGCCCCCGACAAUGGUGCCUGUCAGGGGGAGACUGAGGGCACCGGUGCAGAGGAGGAGGGCAAGCAUAACGGGAGCAUGCCGUCCAAGCAACCGUAUCAUGGCGGCUCAUCAGAGCUGCUGGCAGCGAGGGGAUCUGCCAACAAUGAGCCCAAUCCUCCUCCUCCUCCCCCACCUAAGAAACUGCACAGAGUGUGCGGUAAGAUGAGUGGCAGCAACAUGGAGCUGGACCGCUGCAGCCAGCAAGGGUCUGCUGAGAGCCCCCCCUCCUCUCUGAGGGGCCUGGGCAGUGCCAGCCUACCCACCGCCUCCAAUGACAACCUGACUGCCGACACUGGUUCUCGAGAUGCUUCCCGAAUGUCUUGCUCCUCUCCAUUCUCCAGGAGUCCUGCGGCCUCAGCUCCAGGGUCUCCUCACCCCCCAUUCCUAAACAGCUUAAGUAACACGCCACCUCCGCUUCCAGAGAAAAAGAUGGUCAACCGCACCGUGUCGGCUCCAGACAGCGCUAACGGAAGACCCUUUGUCCGAGCCUACCCCCGUCUCCCGUUCACCGGCUCAGAGAGCAACGUGUGCCGUCCCGCCGAUGUUAGCUCCCGCUGCAGUUUACCCUCCAGCCCUAUAGACCCCCGACCCGUUUUCUCUUCUAACGAGUCUCUGGAGCGCUGCCACGCCCCGCUAGGCCGACCUUUGAAAUCCCGGACUCUGGAUGAGCCCCUGAAAACUCACGGGCGUCUGGGCGUCCACUGCCGGAGCAGCAUCACCUGCUCCUCCUCCCCCCAACUCAGCGUGCCCUUUUCAGCCUCAGAACCUGGCUCUGCGGCCAAUCUGGGCUCCAGCCUGCAGCUACAGACCCUCCUGAGUAACAUAGACAGCAGGGAGGGAGUGUACUCCAAACUGGGAGGCCUGUACGCAGAGUCUCUGCGGCGCCUGGCUCUUAAAUGUGAAGAUCACUUUACUCGUUCCCAGAGAAACCCUCUUAGGUUUGAGGAGAGCAACUGGUCUCUGUUCAGGCUCACCUCCAACAAGCCCAGCUGCAACUCAGGAGACGCUGUGUACUACUCUGCUGCCUGUGCCUCGGACCCCAGCAACUCAUACGCUGUGAAGAUUUGCAAGAGUCCCUCCGUGGAUGCCAAGCAGGUCCAUCUCUACGGCCUGUCGGUGCAGCAGAGUAUGCCCCCCCACUUCAACCUGCAGCAGGACUGUGGCCACUUCCUGGCCUGUGUCCCCCAGAGCAUGCUGCCCUCUGACGAAGUCUCUCUGCCCAGCACACCUGCCUCCUCGCUGCCUCAGCCCUCUGCGCCUGGCCAACAGGUAGAGCGAGAGCGAGUGGUGGUCAUCACCCCGGAGAUCCCUCGACAGACGGCAGCUGACUUUGUCCGGGAGUGGGCGGCGUUCCAUAAAGCUCAGCCAGAAGUCUAUGAGCGCCGUGUGUGCUUCCUCCUCCUGCAGCUCUGCCACGGCCUGGAGCACUUGAAGGAGCACGGGGUCACGCAUCGCGACAUCUGCCUGGAGAACCUGCUGCUGGUGCCACAUCUCCGCAGACCCUCCCAGUUCUCCCCACAGACCUCCUCCGAAAACGGCACCAGUUCAAGUGGCGUAGACAGUCAGCGUCACCUUCCCCGGCUUCUCAUCAGCAACUUCGCUAAGGCCAAGCGUCGCUCCUCUGAGGACGCGGCCUCAACCAGCGUGGACCCUCGCUUCAAACGCGACCACGCCAGAUUGGCUCCUGAGAUCGUGUCAGCAGCCCAGUACCGGAAAUUCGACGAGUUCCAAACAGGCAUCUUGAUCUACGAACUCCUCCACCAAGCCAACCCCUUUGAGGUGAGUCCAGCUCUGAAGGAACAAGAUUACCGCUGCGAGGAGCUGCCCCCCAUCCCCUCCGUGUCCCUUUACUCCGCCGGCCUCCAGAGGCUGGCGCAGCUCCUGCUCCAACCGGACCCCAUCAAACGCAUCCACAUCCAGGAGGCCAAGCGCAUCCUGCAGAGCCUGCUGUGGGGCCCCCGGAAGGACCUGAUGGAGCAGCAGCAGCGAGAGAGGCAGGGACAGGGGGUCGGCUUUGUUGAUGGAGCCCGACACGAGGGUCUCCUGAACUGGCUGGACGUGAAGCGGGCCCUGCUGAUGAUGAAGUUCGCAGAGCGCUCCCUGGAGCCCGAGAGGAACGCAGAGCUGGAGGACUGGCUCUGCUGUCAGUACUUUUCCUCGGCUCACCCUCUGUCUCUCUGCCACACUGCGGAGCUGCUCUACUCAAUGAAGUGAUGUCCACUUUAAAAGGUGUGUGAGUUGAUUAGAAGUGAUGCGUGAAUGUGUGUAUGAGAGAGACCAAUAACAAAGGUAAUGUCUAGACACUAUGGAUGGGAGACACUGUGAACCUGCCCACCUGUUUGCGCUGCAUGCUGAAGAGCCAUGCAUCAACCUAACCGUCCACUGUUUUACAAACACGACCCUGCUACAGACUGGCAACAUGGCAAAGACAUUACCUGUUAACUAUUUCUAAAUAUUCUUGUAACAGUCAGACAUGACGGGCAAAAUCAUUAAACAUUCGCUUAUCGACUAAAAUCGCUUUGAUCAAUAUGGACAGUAUGCAUAAUCCGAUAAUACACUUACCAAAGUUUCAUGUUUGACACUGUGUUGUGAGUAUUUAUUAAAAUAAAAGACAUCUCACCCGAUAAGAAGAGGCUAACCAUUCAUUACGUCAGCUAGCUUUGCAGAGUAAUGCUGUGUCGUGUCUAAAUAACUGUGCAGCUAACUUUGAAUAAAUAAAAAAAGAUAUGAGGUCACUAGCAGACUUACACUGUUGCACCUUCUCCGUCAUGUUUUUUCAUGGGCACAUAGUGCUGUACUGUAUACUGUGUAAACAAUACAAACUUUUCUUUAACCAAAUCCACAGAAAGUUACACUGGUGUACUAGUGGCAUACGUUUUGUUUUUAGACAGCAAUGUGUGUGACUCAAAAUGAAUUGGAUUGACAAAACUUUUGGCAACGUUAGCGUAUGUUCUAUUGAAUGGAUGCCCAGUUUUACCGUACUCUUACUUUUAGUAUAUAUUUCAAUGUUUUGACAUUUGUCGCAGUGCCUUUUGUUCUUUGUAUAUGUUACAGUGACUCCAAAUGUAAAUAUUGCCGAUCGUUCGUCCUUUGUGAAACUGGCCUUUCACCGAAUGUUCCCGAAACAACUUUGUACAGUGAUUUGUAGAUGAUAUUAGAAAAUGAGCCCAAGCAGGUCUUAAAAAGCCAUGAAUAAGAACAGCCGUUAAAAAUCUAUUUAUGAAAUAAUUUGUUAUCCUGUAGUAGUCACUGGAAUGUCUCUGUUUAUUUUCAUUUGUGGAUUAUCCAGUUGUUUGUUUUUGCAUUCUGUGUCCCAUGAAGGCUGCAGAGAAGGCCUCGAGUUCAUGGGAAUAUUAUCUGGACAAAGAAUUUCCUAAUAAAGUCAAGAAAUGUACAGCCUGCACCAGGUUUCAGCCCGACUGAUGUUCCUAACGUUGUAGACAAAACACGUGGUCAGAUCUCACAACUAAUACAUUAUUGAUUAGAAUUAUUUUGUGUGUGCCUCACCUAUUUGCAUCUAUCAAUAAACUGUGCAUAUAUUUUCUCACAGUAUAAUCUGGUGUUUUGAUUUUUUUUUGUAUUUCAUAAUUGGGCUUAAUAUUGAGUUUGAAUUACCAGCUGUGCCUGCAAAACUUUUACACUCCUACAUGAAGAAAAGAUGAUGUAUUUAUUUUUUCUUAAAAGGAAAUGAGGGCUUUGUUUGAGUCGUGUUCUCGUAUUGUGUGACAGAAAGUCUUAGGUGUUAUUUGGAUGUACAACAUGAGCACUACUGCAUACAAAGUCACUUAGACUUUGUUAUGUGUCUUGUUUUACUCUGUUUU
Notothenia coriiceps (black rockcod) is the source of this 5954-nucleotide messenger RNA. RefSeq names its product tyrosine-protein kinase SgK223-like. The record is from RefSeq and is a predicted model, not a curated record. The transcript is spliced from 6 exons. The coding region runs from base 316 to 4347 and encodes 1343 amino acids. NCBI's taxonomy places the organism in Eukaryota, Metazoa, Chordata, Actinopteri, Perciformes, Nototheniidae. Gene Ontology annotation, molecular function: protein kinase activity; ATP binding. Gene Ontology annotation, biological process: protein phosphorylation.